AUGAGCUUCCCGUACUUUGCUGACGACGCAGAGGUCGACUACAUUCUAGAUUCGCUAAACUUUGUGGCGGAUCACGGCUGGAAGUUCCUGCCACAGUACGAGUUUGACAUUCAUUCGGCUGCGUGGCAUCAUACGUCGCGGUCUGCGGACAAUCUUCCGACCAAGAGCUGCCUAUCAGAACUGCAGUUCUUCGGCGACGGCACAAACAGCACGUCAACAUCCGAAACUCCUAUUCACAGUAUUGCAGCUCAUCGUCGUGAAAAUCUCGAACAGGCCGCACUGCAGGCGGAUGCGUGCAUGAAGGAGGCGGCUCUGCUGGAUUCCUUCCCUGAGGGCCAAAAGGUGCUCAAGAGCCACGAGUGGCUGCGCUGGUUUGUCUACCCGUACGAGGCUGUAGCGGACUACAAGAAGAACGGCGACAAAGUGGCGCUCACCGAUAAGAUUACAGGUCCGUGCCAACCGCAACUCUACGGGGAGGACGCGAUGAACCACAUCUGGGACGGGAUGCCGUCCAUGUCCAAGCUGAAAAGGAGCCGCAUGGGACGGCUGAUGCUCCGUCAUUACAUGUCGACCCCCUGA
Molecule: messenger RNA, 579 nt
Organism: Phytophthora infestans T30-4
Lineage: Eukaryota; Oomycota; Peronosporomycetes; Peronosporales; Peronosporaceae
Exons: 1
Coding region: 1-579 (192 amino acids)
Source: RefSeq, a predicted model, not a curated record